Molecule: messenger RNA, 2117 nt
Organism: Spizellomyces punctatus DAOM BR117
Lineage: Eukaryota; Fungi; Chytridiomycota; Chytridiomycetes; Spizellomycetales; Spizellomycetaceae
Exons: 7
Coding region: 467-1804 (445 amino acids)
Source: RefSeq, a predicted model, not a curated record
CUACAGUGGUCCGAUACCACCAUUCUUUUUUAGGAUUCCACACUGGGGGCCUUGUUUCCCACACUUUGGAGGCGGGCAUUUCAAGCGUUGCAUUAUGGGUGAUCCGCCGUAACGUGCUGACGGACUUACUUUCCUGCCAGGGGACGGAAUUUCUGUGUCGUUGGGAGGAUUUUCGGCGCUAUGAAAUCAACAUGCGACAAGACGAGGAUGAACGUCUUGAAGGUCAGCGGAGAAGAUACUUGUCAUGAUCUUUGUUAUCCUACAGGAAGACCGUACCAUCUGAUGGGAUCAACCUGGCUGUGGGCCAACGCCGAUUAGCUCAUCAUUUCCAGGGCCAUUUAUUUUAUUUCUGACCAUCUUGAGCUUUAUUUAUCAUUCACAAUAAGCAUGAGCCAACGAAUAUUGGCUGCUGUCAUCAAAUUCCAAUAGGUGAUCAGUGCUUAGUUUGGCGUUCCAGGGGGUUGCCAUGGAUGUGUGGCUGGUAUAUUCAUUUCAUUCUGGUAAGAUCAUCCAGACUCCAUCUGAUGAAAGUCCAUUUGCAGAAAUGGGAGGGAAGCAAAAAGGCAAGCAUGGUAAAUCAAGACGGAGAGAUACUAAUGGAGAAGCUACCGGGCGAAGCCACUGGUUGAAGACGAACCUGUCUGAAGACUUUGAGUCUUUGUCAUUGGAUUACGAUACCCCUCCCAGCUCGUCCCGCAGAGCGUCGCACCAUUCCUCCCCUCGAGUCCGUAAUGAAUCUUCCCCCUCCUCGAGGCUGACUGUGGAUGAGCUGGAACAAGCUGACCGCAAGCGCCUUGCUCGUGCUCGCGCUGCUGGGCAAACUCCCAUUGCCGAGACAGUUGACCGUCACCGAUGUUAUAUGGAAGCUGUGCAGUUACCAUCUGCCGAAGUUCACAAUCUCGUGAACCUGUACUCCGAGCUCCGAUCCGAGAGUACAGCCCCUCGACAUCGUCCAACCAUUCUUCGAGAAGAUUUUUGCGGAACUGCUAUUCUAUGCCGGGAAUGGUGCAAAGGCAGUGUUGAACAUGAAGCCUGGGGAGUUGACUUGGAUCCCAAUGUUAUCAAAUAUGCAAAGGAGAGAACAUUGGGCUUGGAUGGAGGCCCGGAAAGUGAGCGUGUAAAAGUUGUGGUGGGGAAUGUAUUAUCCGAUCGAAAUACCCUUGGCGUACCGAAAGUGGAUAUCAUUGCUGGAUUAAAUUACGGCGUCAAUUACUUCAAGAAGCGCCCCGAUCUAAUGGUUUAUUUACGCAAUUGCCGAGAGGGACUGGCUGACGGCGGUACGCUGAUUGUUGACUUGUUCGGUGGGGCAACAGUCAGUUCGACCGGUGGACGGUUAUUCGAACGAAGAUACAGUGAUUUCACGUAUUACUUCGAGCAAAAGCCUUAUGAUGCUCUAACAAAUACUUCCAAAGUGCAUCUCCAUUUUCGGUUUGACGAUGGCUCAUGGCUGAAGAAUGCUUGGACGUAUGAUUUUCGCGCAUACACCAUCAUAGAGAUUCGCGAGGCCAUGAUGGAGGCUGGGUUCCGAUCCACUCACGUUUGGAUUGCGGCGAGUACAGAAGAGAAAGAAGCGAGGGCCGAUGCUAGCAAAGAUAGUCUUGCUACAGAUGACGAGGGGACCGAUGAACAGGAAGAAAAUCAUGAUAGCGACAUUAGUGAUGAGGAACCUAGGCAUAGACAUACUAACAAGCGCUCAUCAACCCGCCGUGGAUCUGGGACGGAGGGCGCGUAUUCGUAUGAGAGAGUAGACGGUACACUCGAGCAGUUGCAGUCAUGGAAUGCUUACGUGGUUGGCAUUGUAUAAGCUCUUUGAGUAGGACGAUAAACACAAUUGGACUGUGGUUAUGUUCAUGUUCACGAUGUACAUUUGACAGAAUCAUAGAAUAGAUUAUCUCGUACUAGGUGAGCCGCUUUGGAAAACGAACAAAGCCGGCAAGGACUAAACAAGACAAGACGCAUCAAAGGAUUCGGCUAAUGCCAGUAGGCGUACGUGGAGCACACGUAUUACUAGACUUUCCAAGGCGAUAGUCGAUGGUAACAAUGGGAUAUAUAAACAUACAUGUUUUGUUGUGCUGCUAAUUCUACAUAUCAAUGAACUAUAUACAAUAUUUCUGAAC